AUGAUCAUGAUGAAGACGAGUGCUACUUUUGCUCAACAGCAGCAGCAGCAGCAACAGCAGCAGCAGCAACAGGAGAAACAGAUGAUCGUUGCCGUUGCGUUGCGCUGCGUUACGUUGCGAUGCGUCCAGGCUCAGACAGAUGACGGGAGUACAGCAGCAACGACAACAGCUACCACGACAACAGCUACCACGACAACAGCUACCACGACAACAAGUACAACGGCAGAAUCAACCACAUCCAACACAGUUGUACGGCUGCAGCGCCUCCUGAGGCGCAUGAGGCGCCAAAGUCGCCAACGCCAACGGCGGCAGCAGCAGCAGAAACGCAGACGCCGGCGUCAACAACGUCAACGCCGUCAACGCCGUCAACAGCAGCAACGCAGGCGUCAGCAGCAGCAACGGCGUCGCAGACGCAUGGGAUAA
Drosophila hydei is the source of this 423-nucleotide messenger RNA. Its product is annotated as protein new-glue 1-like. The record is from RefSeq and is a predicted model, not a curated record. The coding region runs from base 1 to 423 and encodes 140 amino acids. The transcript has 2 exons. NCBI's taxonomy places the organism in Eukaryota, Metazoa, Arthropoda, Insecta, Diptera, Drosophilidae.